Molecule: messenger RNA, 3091 nt
Organism: Ornithorhynchus anatinus (platypus)
Lineage: Eukaryota; Metazoa; Chordata; Mammalia; Monotremata; Ornithorhynchidae
Gene: ERCC6L2
Product: ERCC excision repair 6 like 2
Exons: 21
Coding region: 29-3091 (1020 amino acids)
Molecular function (GO): ATP-dependent chromatin remodeler activity; ATP binding
Source: RefSeq, a predicted model, not a curated record
CCUCCCCCCCCUCGCGUUGUACCCAGUAAUGACGUCACCGCAGCAUCUGUUGAGCGCCCUUUCGGUGCCCAGCACUGUGCUGAGCGCUGGGCUGGACAGAAGCACCAGAAUGAGGGGAUUUGGCCGAGAGGGCGAGGAGGAUCAGUCGCCCGGACCGGCGGACGACGACCUGGAGAAGCCUCGGUUUCCCGGGCGGGAGACCCCCGCGUCCCGCGCCCCCCUGGUCCUGGCCGACGACGGGGCCCGCGUCCCCUACACCAUCAACCGCUAUCUGCGGGGCUACCAGAGAGACGGCGCCCGCUUCCUCUACGGACACUAUUCCCGCCGCCGGGGCUGCGUGCUGGGCGACGACAUGGGCCUGGGGAAGACCGUCCAGGUGAUUUCUUUCCUGGCGGCCGCGCUGGGCAAGACGGGGACCUGGCGGGACGUCGAGGACAACCGCCCCGACUUCCUGAGGAGGAGGAGGAGGGGGGACACGGAGGAGGCCCGAACCCGCCCGGUGUUUCUGAUCGUGGCCCCUCUGUCGGUGCUGUACAACUGGAAGGACGAGCUGGACACGUGGGGUUAUUUCAAGGUGGCCGUCCUGCACGGCAGCGAGAAGGACACCCAGCUGAGCCGGGUCAAGCGGGGCAAGUGCGAGGUCGCCCUCACCACCUACGACACCCUCCGCCUUUCUCUGGAGGAGCUCAACAGCCUGCAGUGGUCGGCGGUCAUCGUGGACGAAGCCCACCGCCUCAAGAACCCCAGGGCCCGGGUAACGGAGGCCACCAAAGCGUUGCGGUGCCCGGUGCGCAUUGGCCUCACGGGCACCGCCCUGCAGAACGACAUGAAGGAGCUCUGGUGCCUCAUGGACUGGGCGGUGCCGGGCCUCCUCGGGAGCGGGGCGAGUUUCCGCAAGCGUUUCUCGGAGCCGGUGGAGCGGGGCCAGCGGCACACGGCCACGCGCAGGGAGCUGGCCACCGGCCGCCGGGCCGUGCGGGCGCUGAGCCGCAAGCUGGCCGGACGCUUCCUCCGCCGAACCAAGGCCCUCGUCGGGGACCAGCUGCCCAGGAAGGAGGACCGGGUGGUCUACUGCGCCCUGACGGACUUCCAGAGGGCCGUGUACCAGACGGUGCUGGACUCGGAGGACGUGGCCCUGAUCCUGCGGGCCCACGAGCCCUGCCCCUGCCGCCGCGGCCGGAAGCGGAAGGACUGCUGCUACCAGGCCAACGGGCACGGCGACACGGUGAAGACCCUGUACUUCAGCUACCUGGCGAUCCUGCGGAAGGCCGCCAACCACGCGGCCCUGCUCCGCCCCGGCGCCACGGCCGCCGAGCGGCAGGAGGCUCACGUGUGGCGGGUCUGCGACCGGGUGGUCGCCGCCUUCCCCGCCUUCGGGCAGCGCGGCGGCCGGGCCGCCUUCCAGACCCUCUCCGACCCCGAGUACAGCGGGAAGAUGAAGGUCCUCCAGCGGCUCCUCCGGCACUCCAGGAAGAACGGCGACAAAGUCCUCAUCUUCUCCUUCUCCACCAAGGUGCUGGACGUCCUGGAGCACUACUGUCUGAGCGCCGGGCUGGAAUUCCGCCGCCUGGACGGGCGCACCAGGUCCGAGGAGCGGCUCGAGGUGGUCAAGGACUUCAACGGCUCCCGCCACGUCGGCGUCUGCCUCGUCUCCACCACCGCCGGCGGUCUGGGCCUCAACUUCGUGGGCGCCAACGUCGUCGUGCUGUUCGACCCCACCUGGAACCCGGCCAGUGACCUCCAGGCCAUCGACAGGGUCUACCGGAUCGGCCAGCGCCGGGACGUGAGGGUCUUCCGGCUGAUCUCGCUGGGGACGGUGGAGGAGAUCAUCUAUCUGCGCCAGGUGUACAAACAGCAACUGCACUGCGCGGCGGUGGGCAGCGAGAACGCCAAGCGCUACUUCGAGGCGGUGCGGGGUUCGAGGGCCCACCGCGGGGAGCUCUUCGGGGUCCGCAACCUCUUCACGCUCCGGCCCCACGGAUCCUGCCUCACCCGAGACAUCCUCCAGCGAGAAGGCCGGGUCGAAGCCGGGAUCCUGACGUCCGGCACCUGGUUGACGGAGGAGGCGCCGACCCGCCGCGUGGAGCUGCCCGCGGAGGACGAGGAGGAGGAGGAGGAGGACGAGGAGCACGAGGAGCACGAGGAGCACGGCUCGACCGGCCCCCCGCCCGCCGAGGCCCGGGCCCGGGGACCCCAGACCCGUCCACGCCGCCCCCCGGGACCCCGCCGCCGGGAAGACGGAGACGCGCUCCGCCCGGCCCCGCCCCGGGAAACAUCCCUGGACCGCCUGCUCGAGGACAUGCCGGAGGUGGCCUUCGUCCACUCCAACCAGAAGGUGGUCGGGUCGAGCCGGGCGGAGGACCGCAUGAGCCGCCGGGCCGUGAGAGACGUCUUCGAGCUCCGCCAGUUCUCCCAGCUCCCCGCCAACCUGGCCGUGCGCCGCCCCGAGAGGCCGGCGGAAGGCCCCGAGCCGGACCCCCCGCGGAACGGGCCGCGGAGGCCGCCGUCCCCUGCCCCGGGCCCCGUCCACCCCGUCGCCUGGACGCGGAAGGAGGCGCGCCGGGCGGGCCCCGUCACCGUCCUCAUCGGGGAGACCCCCCCCGCCAUCCGCAGGCGGCACCUGGAGGAGAUGACGGCCCACCUGGGGCUGCGGGGCGUCCGCCGGCUGGCCGAGCGGGUGGUCGCGGCCACGUCCCGGGAGCGGCGGGCGCUGCUGGCCGACUUCUACGCGGCCCGCUGCCCCGCCGCCGCCCGCUUCCUCCCGCGCCCCGGGCCCGAACCCGCCCGCGCCCCGGGCCCGGAGGACUCGUCCGCCGCCGCCGCCCUGGCCGGCCUGCUGGGCGACGCCUCCGUCCUCGACGUCUUCUUCGGCGUCCGCCCGCCGCCGCCCCCCGCGGGGCCCGGGCCCGCCGCCUCCGGGAGGGCCUCCCCGCUCUGGCGGGAGAACGAGGACUUCCUGUGGAGGUGUAGGCGCGUCGGCGCGUGUGAGUGUUUUAUGUUCGCGUGGGUGGGCCUUUGUGUGUGCGUGUGGUUCCGUUGGCACGCGUGGGCCUGCGUGCACGUGUGCGCGCGUUUCUGUUUGCCCGCGUAG